This is a messenger RNA of Saccharomycodes ludwigii, 711 nucleotides long. RefSeq names its product Vps60p (gene VPS60). The coding region runs from base 1 to 711 and encodes 236 amino acids. Gene Ontology annotation, cellular component: multivesicular body. The transcript has a single exon. The record is from RefSeq and is a predicted model, not a curated record. Lineage: Eukaryota; Fungi; Ascomycota; Saccharomycetes; Saccharomycodales; Saccharomycodaceae. Gene Ontology annotation, biological process: vesicle budding from membrane; late endosome to vacuole transport via multivesicular body sorting pathway.
AUGAAUAGAUUAUUUGGUACUGGAAACAAGAAAACCCAAGAAGAACUUUUAAAACAAUCAAAUCAAUCCUUAUCAAAUGCACAGAGUGGCUUAGAAUCAAAAAUAUCCACAUUGGAUACUCAGAUACAGCAAGUGACUAUUGAAUUACAAACCAUAAACAAAAGAUUAAAACAGCAAAAAACAAACUCAGCUUUAAGAUCGAGAGCAAUGAAACUAUUAAAUAAAAGGAAACAAUUGGAAAAAAUGAGAGACCAGCUGGAUUCCCAAAUUUGGUCAAUGUCUCAAGCACAAAUGACCAGUGACAAUUUAGUGAAUACAAUGUUAACCGUCGAUGCGUUACAAAAAACCAAUAAAGUUUUACAAAAACAGUAUGGGAAAAUCAACAUUGAUAAAAUACAAGAUAUGCAGGACGAAAUGAUGGAUCUAAUUGAACAAGGUAAUGAGUUACAAAAUGUACUUGCUUCAAAUCAAUAUGAAGAUCCUAAUGCUGUUUCUGAAGGUGAACUAGAUGCAGAACUAGACGCUUUGAUGGACGAAGAUGAUACUCUAGGCAUUUAUGGUACUGUUGAUGGUAUACUAAGUGAUACCAAUGUUUCUAUUCCUAACACAACUGUUCCUAGUUACUUGAGUAAUAAUGUUCCUGAUUUUAUAGAUGAAGAUGGUGGCGAAUUACAAAAAACAGAGGAGGGUGCUAAAAAGGAAGCUGUUUGA